CAUAAUCAAAGAAGAAUGUUUUUGGUGUAAGAAGUGGAGCAAGUGAGUUCUUAACAACUCCUUGAUCAUAAACCUUAUCACAAUUAUAAUCUACACAUAACUUCAAAGACAACUUUAUUUGAAUAUGUAAAUCAGCUUUUAUAUUCAUCUAUCUAUAUAUACACAUAAGUAGCAAUUUCAAUAUUACAUAUAUAGCAUCUACAAAAUCUGAUUAUAAUGGACUCAGGAAAAGAGGUUGAGGAAUCAUCAUCAGCUCCAAUCCUAGAAUCCAAGAGGACUAGGAGCAAUGGCAAAGGGAAAUCCAUUGAUGAUGGGGAUGCUCCUCCUCCACCUGCUGCCGCAAAAACUCAUGUUGUUACCACAAAAGCUACACCACAUCACAAAGGUGGAAUGAAAAAGGGAAUUGCAAUCUUAGACUUUAUUUUGAGGCUUAGUGCCAUUGGUUCUGCUCUUGGUGCUGCUGUUCUUAUGGGGACUAAUGAACAAAUACUUCCAUUCUUCACUCAGUUUCUUCAGUUCCAUGCUCAAUGGGAUGAUUUUCCUAUGUUUAGGUUUUUUGUGGGGGCAAAUGCAACAGCAAGUGGAAUUCUGAUCCUCUCUUUGCCAUUCUCAAUUGUCUGCAUUGUUAGACCUCUUGCAGUUGGGCCACGGUUUCUACUUGUCAUCAUUGAUUUAGUGUUGAUGGGCUUAGUUGUUGCAGCUGCUUCAUCUGCUGCAGCUAUUGUGUACUUAGCACACAAUGGGAGUCAAGAUGCAAAUUGGAAUGCCAUUUGUCAGCAAUUCACUGAUUUUUGUCAGGGUAGUAGUUUGGCUGUCAUUGCUUCUUUUGUUGCUGCCAUUUUCUUAGCUUGUUUGGUUCUGGUGUCUUCAGUGGCUCUCAAAAGGAGUUAACAACUCUAUGGUUGUUCACAAAAAUUAUUACUCUUUUUUAAGUGUUGUCAACUUGUUUGAUUUUGUGGUUUGUAACUUAUUUUUAUCGUAUUGAAGUGAAAAGUCAAGUUCAAUGUUUGUUGUUUGCAACAAAUUCUAUAUUGCAAAUGUUAGUUUAUAAGGUUAAAAUGCUUCA
Messenger RNA from Cicer arietinum (chickpea), 1066 nucleotides. RefSeq names its product casparian strip membrane protein 4. Lineage: Eukaryota; Viridiplantae; Streptophyta; Magnoliopsida; Fabales; Fabaceae. The record is from RefSeq and is a predicted model, not a curated record.